AUGUCUUCCAUUGACCCCUACCAGUACAUUAUUGUGGAGCAGCAGUUCUCUCACAAGUUCAGAGUGACAGUGGUGCGCGCUAAGAAUGUCACUAAGGGAGCACUGGGUGACCUGUUCGACACUCCUGACCCCUAUGUGGAGCUGUUCAUUCCCACCACCCCUGAGAGCAGGAAACGAACGAGGCACAUAGACAACGACAUCCACCCAGAAUGGAAUGAGACCUUUGACUUCAUACUGGACCCAAACCAGGAUAAUGUUCUAGAGAUAACAUUAAUGGACGCCAAUUACGUGAUGGACGAGAAGCUUGGGACUGCGUCGUACAACAUCUCCAAGAUGUUGAAAACUGGCCACACAGAGACAGUGCCUUUCCUCAUCGGCAAAGCAACCAAUGUGUACUUAGAGAUGGCCCUGGAGGUCUGUACGAACCUGGACCUGCGGUUCAGCCUGACCCUGUGUGACAAGGAGAAACUAUUCAGACAGGCCCGCAGAGAGAGGGUGAUGCUGGGCAUCAAGAAGCUGCUGGACAUGGAAAAGCCCCGCUUCCUCCCCAGCACUCCUCGGGAGGUGCCGGUGAUCGCCAUAGUGGGUUCAGGGGGAGGCUUCAGGGCCAUGGUGGGCUUCUCUGGGGUUAUGAAGGGCCUGUAUGAGUCUGGGGUCCUGGACUGUGCCACCUACAUUGCUGGCCUCUCUGGAUCCACCUGGUACAUGUCGACCCUGUUCUCUCACCCAGAGUUCCCCUCGAAGGGUCCUAAGGAGAUCAACGCGGAGCUGAUGAAGAGAGUGAGCAGUAACCCUCUGAGACUGCUGCUGCCCCAGCACAUCACCAACUACAUCCAGUCUCUGUGGAGCAAGAAGGCCAACGGACAGCCCGUCACCUUCACUGACAUCUUCGGCAUGCUCAUCGGAGAGACACUCAUCCCCGCGAGGAUGGACACAAAGCUGAGUGAGUUGCAGGAGAAGGUGAACGAGGGCCAGUGUCCUCUCCCUCUGUUCACCUGUCUGCACGUCAAACCAGACGUGUCCGAGCUCAUGUUCGCAGACUGGGUGGAGUUCAGCCCGUAUGAGAUUGGAAUGGCAAAGUACGGAACGUUCAUGACCCCUGAUCUUUUUGGAAGCAAGUUCUUCAUGGGAAUCACUGUGAAGCAGUAUGAAGAGAACCCACUACAUUACCUUAUGGGGGUUUGGGGGAGUGCCUUCUCCAUCCUCUUCAACAGAGUGCUGGGUGUCAAAGACACUGUCGGGGGGAGCACCAUGGAGGAAGAGCUCGAACAGUUAAAGCCUCAACACAUUGUGGGGGAGGACAGUCUAGAUGAUGACGAGAGGCCUUGGAAAGGAGGCAAGGAGAACCCAGAGGCGGAAGAUGAGUACGGCACCGCCCAGAACAGCUGGGUCCAGCGAAUGAUCACCUCCCUCUUCAGCGGCGACUCCUUGUUCAACACGCGAGAGGGGCGGGCGGGGAAGGUCCAUAACUUCAUGCUAGGCCUCAACCUCAACACCAACAUGCCCUUCUCUACCUUCGGAGACUUUAUGUACCAGAACUCCUGCGCCUCCUUCGAGGAUGAGGUUGACGCUGUCACAGACCCAGAUGAGUUUGCUGGUAUCUACGAGCCACUGGACGUGAAGAGUAAAAAGAUCCACGUAGUGGACAGUGGUCUGACCUAUAACCUCCCGUACCCCCUCAUCCUGCGCCCGCAGCGUGGCGUCGACCUCAUCAUCUCCUUUGACUUCUCAGCCCGCCCCAGUGACUCCAGCCCACCCUUCAAGGAGCUGCUGCUGGCUGAGAAGUGGGCCCGGAUGAACAAGCUGCCAUUCCCUAAGAUUGACCCCAAAGUGUUUGACCGCGAGGGCCUGAAAGAGUGCUACAUCUUCAAGCCAAUAAAGGGGGAACGGAACUGCCCCACUGUCAUCCAUUUUGUCUUGGUCAACAUCAACUUCAGGAAGUUCAAAGCCCCUGGAGUGCCUCGUGAGACAGAACAGGAGAAGAAGAUGGCUGACUUUGACAUCUUUGAUGACCCCGAGACGCCGUACUCCACGUUUAACUUCCAGUACUCGAACCAGGCCUUCACACAACUCCACGACCUCAUGGAGUUCAAUACGCUCAACAACAUCGAGGUGAUAAAAGAGGCAAUUAAGGAGAGCAUUAUGUACAGGAAGGAGAAUCCCUCACGCUGCUCUGUGUCCCUCUCACUCAACGAGAUCCAGAACAAAAUGUUCCUGAAGCGGGAGAUGCGGGAGAAAGCCCGGAAGUGAGAGCCAGAAUGCUGGCAGAAGCAACGUCAAGCUAUCAGACAAGACUUUGCGAAUUGACAUACAGUACCAGUCAAAAGUUAUUUCAAUUUUUUUUUU
Molecule: messenger RNA, 2346 nt
Organism: Salvelinus namaycush (lake trout)
Lineage: Eukaryota; Metazoa; Chordata; Actinopteri; Salmoniformes; Salmonidae
Product: cytosolic phospholipase A2-like
Exons: 17
Coding region: 1-2250 (749 amino acids)
Biological process (GO): glycerophospholipid catabolic process
Cellular component (GO): cytosol; Golgi apparatus; endoplasmic reticulum
Molecular function (GO): calcium-dependent phospholipid binding; calcium ion binding
Source: RefSeq, a predicted model, not a curated record